Molecule: messenger RNA, 582 nt
Organism: Trichoderma reesei QM6a
Lineage: Eukaryota; Fungi; Ascomycota; Sordariomycetes; Hypocreales; Hypocreaceae
Exons: 3
Coding region: 1-582 (193 amino acids)
Biological process (GO): DNA-templated DNA replication; DNA synthesis involved in DNA repair
Cellular component (GO): delta DNA polymerase complex
Molecular function (GO): DNA-directed DNA polymerase activity
Source: RefSeq, a predicted model, not a curated record
AUGCCUACCACCAGACGAUCAGCAGCCGCCAGCGCCCGGGGUCGUCCCGGCCCUGUCAAGGGACAAUCAACAAUCAGCUUCACCGGCAAGGUCACAAAGGCCGUGCCAAAGGACCUCAAGAAGGCAGCGUCCGACUCCGCGAUUGCCAGAACGACCAUCCCGGAAAGGCCAGCGUCCAAGGAUGAUGAGACCGACGUCAUUGAAGAGCCGGAAGAAGAAGUAGAGCCCGUCGUUGAACAGGUCUCAGAGAAGUCGGAGGCAGAGCUGAAAGCGGAGAAGAUCACGGAUGCGCAGAUCAAGUCGUACUGGAGAGCGAUUGAGAAGCAGCGCAAGGCGCCCCGGGUGCACCAGGAGGGUCUUGAUUUGGCCGAGAAGGUGCUGAGGUACUUUGAUGUGAGCUCGCAGUAUGGGCCUUGCAUAGGGAUUACUCGCAUGAAGCGAUGGCACCGAGCUGAGCGUCUUGGCUUGAAGCCUCCGAUUGAGGUCCUUGCCGUCCUGAUGAAGGAGGAGAAUAAGGGCGCAGAGGAUUUCGAAACGGCGCACAUUGAUCGGAUAAUGAAUGCCACGGCUGCGUUACCAUGA